AUCCAAUAAACUCAUUUUUAUGUUAAAAUACAAUACGAUUUUUAUUUAAUUGAAUCUCAAAGUUUGUCCACCAAAUUAACUCAAAAAAGUCAAAUUGGACAAAUACACUGGGAUGGAGAGAGUAUUAAACUACUUGACAGAAUGACGAACAUGAACAUCACAUGUUGUGAACGAGUUCAUCUGGAAGAUCCAAACAUCACGGUGAAAUAUGGUUAUAAUGACCGAGUAGAGAUAGAGGAGCGACGGCCAGCGAAGAGCUUACGGAUCCAGAUCGAAUUUCUUCAAUUCCAAAUGGAUGAUUUUUCUGAAAAUCGUGAGUGGAUAUAUAAGAGAUUCUUAGCCAAAGCUUGGACGAGGGAGAAGAUUCUACCUUUGUCUCGUACACCCACACCAAAAAUCAUGACAAAAAAACGUGGAUCACCGAAAAAGCAGCGACAGUGGCAGAGAACUAUAAUAGUUUGAAAGAACAAGCUAUUCAGGAGGGGAUUGAUGUUG
Messenger RNA from Cuscuta campestris, 495 nucleotides. The record is from the annotation of a GenBank genome assembly. NCBI's taxonomy places the organism in Eukaryota, Viridiplantae, Streptophyta, Magnoliopsida, Solanales, Convolvulaceae.